UCACGUCGCCUCUCCAUUACUUCCGUUGCUAACGAAGCUUCCGUGCUGUACUGUGAAGAGGUGGGGAAUAUUGACAGGGUAUGGAUCCCCGUUAACACGACCAGCCGUACCGCACGGGUCCCAGGUAAACUCAGUGACGAUGGUUGACUACCUGUCCCGGUACCGACUGUAUGGCCAUGGCUACACGUCUCCAGAACAACGUUACCCCAUCACUACAUACAAGGAAAUAUAUAGGGACAGUGCACCACACAUCUUUGGCCGCAGACCGCGAUCUCACGACUGUCGAAUGGAUACGAUGAAAGAUUUGACGGAGAAGAAGGACUGGGAGGCGUGGAUGUUCUCUCAUGGUCUUGGUCAGGUGUACAGAAGUGUCAACUACCUCCACAACCAGGAGAAGGAGGUCACCCCUCAAGGCACCGCCGCGCCAGACAAACUGCUCUUCAACAUUGGCGUGAAGGGCCGAGGUGACGGUGACUUCUACUAUCCUCGUGGCCUAUCCAUCACACUAGACGGUGAGAUACUGGUUGCAGACACAAUGAAUCACAGAAUUCAGAUCUUCAACCAAUACGGUAUCUUCAUUAGAAAGAUCGGCUCCAAAGGUAAUGGUGAAGGACAGUUCGACCAACCAACGGGAGUAACGGAGUUACCAAAUGGAGAUCUAGCAGUGGCAGAUAAGAAAAACAAACGAGUUCAGGUUUUCUCACAAAGAAGACAAUUCAAAUUUAUGUUUCCAACUGGCGAUGAUCCUUUCGCUAUUGCAAGUGAUAAAGACUACAACAUAAUAGUUUCUACCGUGAGGAGGUCAAUAGAGGUGUACAGGAGAGGUGGGAAGUUAGUCCACGCCUUCUCUGUAGGAGGGUCUGCUAGAGACAAAAUCGGCUGUCACAUCUGUGUCAAUAACAAGGAAGAGGUGAUAGUCUGUGACGCAGUCAACAACUGUGUUAAGUAUUUUACAUACGGUGGUAAACUUUUGUACAAGUUUUCUCCCAUGUCUACUGGCGAAGGCUUGUCCAUGCUGCCGUCAGGUAUCUGUGUCAAUAUGGUGGGGGAAGUCAUCAUCGGGGAUGCUCUUAAUCACACAGUGAACUUAUAUUCAGAACGCGGGGUUCUUCUGAAACAGCUAAUUGGGCCUUCUGAUGAAGCUGGUGCAGUUCAGACAUGCGCAAUCGGACCAGAAGGACAUUUAAUGGUUACAGAAUUUAGCGUUUCCGGUCCACAUUCAUUGAAAAUAUUUCGAUACAAACAAUGCUAUUGUCAUCUAACUAGACCAGGCUCGAGUAAGAGAAGAUCCCCGACUAAAAUGGAGUGAUGUUCCAUAACCUAUUGGUUGUGUUUCUCUAUUCUCCGUCAUCUCUCGACGCUGUGCCAACAUAUUAAAUACGUUACAGGCCAAACUGCAUUCCGCACAUGUUAUAUCUAUACUGUCAAUCGAGUGAACAAAAUUGGUUAAAUGAUAUACAAAAUCGUGUAUGGGAAGGUACUACAAUAUAUGUUUGGGUAUAUAUUAGAGGUCUAGACUGUACUACAAUAUAUGUAUGGGUAUAUGUUAGAGGUCUAAAUCAGCUUGGAUUAGAAACAUAACGUUGUCGGUCAUAAUUGAUCAUAAAUAAUAGAACACAUAUUCCAGAUAUUGAUUUAUACUUUGGAAUCCGGUAUAUUGAUUAAUAAUAUCAUAUAGUUGAGCAGAUUUUAAAUACAUUAAAUAGUGCAAACAUUGCCGAUACUGGUCAAAAGUUCGAGAGGGCCACCCUUAUCAUUUAGAAACAAUCCGUCUCAUCAUUAUCUCAGAUUGUCUUUAGGUAUUUAUAUCAAUACAUGUAAUUGCAAUAUUCUCCGCAUAAUGUCGUUUUAAUUUUAUAUUUAUGACUUCUGAAAUGUACGUAUCGGUCAGCUAAAUGUGGAGACAAACCUUGCCAUUUUGAAUACACAUACCACUGGUCUACCUCUGUCUUUUUUUUUCUUUUUUUUUUCUUUAUUAUUAUGUUCCGAUAUAAGCAUAUAUAUAAAUGGUUUCCAAGUUUAGUAUUCCGUUUAGAACUAAAGGAACCUUUUGUUUUAUGAAACUGGAAUGAACCGUUUAAGGGACUGAUACAGUCAUCAUUGCUAUUAUAACUCAUACGUAAUUAAGGCAAAUGACCAUCACCCUACAGACCAUAUCGGAUAGACUGGCAAUGCACUUGAUCUGUAUGUGCUACAUAUCGUUAUUGUCCUUCCUGUCAUAAAUCCUCAAAUGUAGCACAACUAUUGUAUUUCCAUAUUUUUAUAGUCUUACAAAUAGGAAGUAUCGAGGGAGGCUACUCUGACUAGAUUCUGGCCACUUUCUGCGGCAAGACAUUUUCUUAAUGCAAUGGAUGAAGCUUCGGUUUAACAUUAGUCCCUAAAGAAAGGGGGGGACAAUGCCACGCCCUCUUUUACGAGUCUUCUAGAAAGUAAGGAAGAGUUGUAUUUUAUUUUACGAAACCAGAAUAGUUGACAGACUGAAGGCUUCCUGUUGUACAGCACGCCAUGCUUCAGUUCCGGCAAUAAGUUUAGACAGAGUGACUAGGAAAUAGAUUACCUUUAUGUAGACGAUGUCAAAACUCUAGCAUCUUAAUUAAAUGUAAUCAAUCCAAAUACUUUGCUUAUUCAAAUAUCCUUUGUCCAUGCUUGCAUAUUUUAUCGAAACACCCACUUUUUCGUGCUCUAAUUAAUUUUUAGCUUAUGUCUGAUUGAGGAAAUGUGAAAACUCGUCAUGCGUUCUUACACUGUUAUCUGACUGUUGUUAACAUUCUGUUACCUUACCUUUAUUAGAGCGAGAGCAAAACAAUAUAUUUGUUUACAAUGUUAAUAAAUGGCUUAAAAUAUUA
Molecule: messenger RNA, 2846 nt
Organism: Pecten maximus
Lineage: Eukaryota; Metazoa; Mollusca; Bivalvia; Pectinida; Pectinidae
Product: tripartite motif-containing protein 2-like
Exons: 4
Coding region: 140-1309 (389 amino acids)
Biological process (GO): proteasome-mediated ubiquitin-dependent protein catabolic process; negative regulation of translation; protein polyubiquitination
Molecular function (GO): translation repressor activity; ubiquitin protein ligase activity; protein binding
Source: RefSeq, a predicted model, not a curated record